CACAAUUUAAGCCGCCUGUGGAAAGAGAGAGAACGCAAAUGAGCUAAAGCCAAGCUCGAUCAGCGGCACGUAAGUCCACUGCUACAUCAAUGGCCGGAAAGUGGCUGGAGACGUUGCAGCAAACGAGCAGCGGGCGGCCGGUCUUCCUAGAGAACGAAAUUGAGUGCUCCCUAGUCUCCGCCGUCGACCUCGAAUGUGACGAGCUCUCCGACUUCCCUUCUCUCAAGUCCGGCCUACUAAUCCUCACCACCCACCGCCUCCUCUGGUUGCCUCCAGAUUCCUCCACCUCCUCCACAUCAUCCGCCGUUUCCCUCCCUCUAUCCUCGGUCUCUCAAAUCUUCUCCUCCAAGAAGUCUCUCAAGUCCAUGUUCCACUCCCCCCGGGUCCGCUUCCAGGCCUCCCUCAACCCGGGUCCGAGAUCGGUGGCGAUCACCAUCGUCAUGAGGGGAAAGGGCGACUGCGACGCGUUUCUGGGGAAGUUCUGGGAGAACUGGCGGGCGAGGGCGUGGGAGAAGGAGAGCGAGAGUACCCGGUCGGGUAGGGGAGGGGAUUCUCAGUCUGGGUCUGGAUCGGCUAAUGUUUCUGGCGGGUUAUAUACGAGGGAAGGGGCGGUGAGGAUGGUGGGGGUGUCGGGGAUACUGAGGAAGGAGCAGGAGAUGUGGGAGAGUACGGACAAGAGCCUGCAGGAGGCGUUCCUGGAUUUGAAUGCUCUCAUGAGUAAGGCUAAAGAGAUGGUGAUGCUAGCAGAAAAAAUGAGGCAAAAACUUCUGACCGGCUCAAAUUCUCAAACUGGUACCACAAAUGAUGAAGAGAUGGGUUCUAAAGAAGAGAUGCAAGAUUGGCUAUUGAGUGUUGGUAUAAUAUCCCCGGUUACGAAAGAGUCUGCUGGUGCGCUAUAUCAUCAACAGCUGUCCCGUCAGUUGGCAGAUUUUGUCCGAAUUCCACUUGAGAGAGCUGGAGGAAUGAUGAAUCUUAUAGAUGUCUAUUGUCUCUUCAACCGUGCUCGAGGCACAGAGUUGAUCUCACCAGAGGAUUUGUUGCGGGCAUGUUCUCUCUGGGAUAAGUUUGAUGUUCCGGUGAUGCUUCGGAAAUUUGAUAGUGGAGUCAUGGUCAUCCAGAAUAAGUCCCACAGUGAUGAGGAGGUUUUUGCAAGAAUCAAGGCCCUUGUGACAAAACCGGAUGCCCUCCGAACUGGCAUAAGUCCAAGUGAUGCUGCAAUGACAUUAGGAAUUGCUCCAGGCAUGGCGAAGGAACAUCUUCUAACUGCUGAGAGCAAAGGUUUGCUAUGCAGAGACAUUAGUCCUGAUGGCUUUCGCUUUUAUAUUAACCUCUUCGCUGACAUCAAUACAGAUGAUGUUUACUUGAUCAAAGAUCAUAGUAUGUAUGCCACAUGGGUUAGGGUAGCCUCUGCUUCUAGUUAAUUUCAAAGUUCUAGUUAGGAACGAUUGGAUGGAACAAGGUUGUCGAACCAUGGGCCGGGCAGAUAAGAAAAAGGAAAUGAUUUCAUGCUGAAAUUCCCUCUUCUACAUGCUGCAAACAUUAUCGACUUUGCUGUGCUGCAGAAACUUGGGGAAGUGGGCGAUGCAACUGUUUGUUUGUAAUUGCUUAUUGUGUGAUAUAUAGUGAAAAACUCGGCAAUUUGAAGCGAUGAUUACAUGGAAGGAGGUGAUUUCUUCAGAGAAGUAUAUUAAUUUUUUUUAUCCUAUGUGGAUAAUGGAUCAAAUGAAGCAGCAUCUUGGAGAUUUGUAGAGGGACUUCCUGGUUAAGAGCAGCACUAAACUGUUUUAAUGGCUCAUUUUUCUCAAUUGUCGCAUUUGAUAAUACCGUGAUGUCUCACUUCGGCUACAAAGAAUAAUGAUAGAGAUAAAUGAGUAUGAUGAAAGCGUAUCGAGUUUUAAGUCUUA
Carya illinoinensis is the source of this 1904-nucleotide messenger RNA. RefSeq names its product vacuolar protein sorting-associated protein 36. Bases 90 to 1421 code for a protein of 443 amino acids. The transcript is spliced from 9 exons. The record is from RefSeq and is a predicted model, not a curated record. Gene Ontology annotation, biological process: protein transport to vacuole involved in ubiquitin-dependent protein catabolic process via the multivesicular body sorting pathway. Gene Ontology annotation, cellular component: ESCRT II complex; late endosome membrane. Gene Ontology annotation, molecular function: phosphatidylinositol-3-phosphate binding; ubiquitin binding. Lineage: Eukaryota; Viridiplantae; Streptophyta; Magnoliopsida; Fagales; Juglandaceae.